AUGAAAGUUGUUUGUAGGUUGAUUAAAUCGAUUUUAUUCCAUCAGUGUAAGGUUCCUGCUCAGCCAGCUAGUGAGGAGUUGCCAGAGAUCGAGAAGUGUUACCCAUACAAUCCAAGCGAGUUUGAGACCUGCGGUGUUCCAGAUGAAGUCUACCUCAGUUGUUUCUCUCUGACUGGUCUGGGAAAACAGAUGUGGCCAAAUACGUUACCUGUGGAAGAGCUUAUUAUGGACCCAUGUUUGCCACUCUCACCUUUAAAGAUGCCCAGAGCGGUGGAAUGCGUUGAUGAAAUGGAGGCAUUCCUACAGACUAUAAGUGAGCUGACUGUUGACUUGCCCCCUGAGUGUGAACUCUAAAUUUUCAUGUGGAUUGUGAACUGUGUAUAUUUA
This is a messenger RNA of Sinocyclocheilus grahami, 387 nucleotides long. Its product is annotated as securin-like. Bases 1 to 354 code for a protein of 117 amino acids. Gene Ontology annotation, cellular component: cytoplasm; nucleus. The record is from RefSeq and is a predicted model, not a curated record. Lineage: Eukaryota; Metazoa; Chordata; Actinopteri; Cypriniformes; Cyprinidae. The transcript has 3 exons. Gene Ontology annotation, biological process: homologous chromosome segregation; chromosome organization.